ACGAUUUUCCCAGAUUUCAUUGGUCUAACUUUCCAAGUUCACAACGGCCGUAAGUUCAUUGAUGUUUACGUGACCGAGGACAUGGUUGGACAUAAACUAGGCGAAUUUUCACCGACGCGGACAUUUAGUGGUCACGGCGCUGAUAAAGGGAAGAAAUAAUGGCUAAAGUUGCUCAAGCUCACGUCAAAAUUGAACGCAUUUCGGCUCGUAAAGCCCGCCUAGUGGCCGACACUUUCCGGCGUCAGCCGAUCGGUGAGGCGUUAACCAUUUUGCAAAACGUUCGUAAAAAAGCGGCGCCAAUUUUUAUCAAACUGCUUAACUCAGCCGUGGCAAAUGCGGUCAACAACCACGGACUUAACGCCGACAAACUUUUCGUCAAGAAAGUUUUGGUUGACGAGGGACCGACUUUAAAAAGGUUCCAACCCCGGGGCCGCGGCCGGGCUUUUAAAAUUUUUAAACGCACGUCAAGACUAACGAUUGAAAUCGAGGAAAGGUAAGCGAUGGGACAAAAAGUAAAUCCAAAUGGUUUUCGCUUCGGAAUCACCAAACCGCACAAUGUCAAGUGGUUUGCCAACAAGAAGGACUACGUUAAAAACUUAGUUGAGGAUCAGCGCAUUCACCGCUUUUUUGACCGCCAAGUGCGUACUUACAAAAUCGGUCAAGUCGAAAUUUUGCGGAGUCAAAACAACCAAGUUAUCGUUCGUCUCCACACGGCUACGCCGGCGAUUGUGAUCGGAUCUAACGGCGACAACCUCAAAAAACUGCACGCUGACCUAGUUAAAUACCUUAAAAACCGUGCCAUCAAAAUUAGUCUUGACGUUCAAGAAAUCGAAAGACCCGAACUGAGCGCCCGCCUGGUGGCCGAAGAUAUCGCCGCUAAGUUAGAAAACCGGAGCUCUUUCCGGGCUGUCCAAAAAUUCGCCAUUCGCCAAGCGCUGCGUAACGGCGCGCUCGGAAUUAAAACGCUGGUUGCUGGUCGCUUAAACGGAGUCGAUAUGGCUCGGACCGAAGGCUACGCCGAAGGCGAAAUGAAACUCCACACGCUUCGGCAAGAUGUUGACUACGCCACCGCUAACGCCAACACCACUUACGGAACGAUCGGCGUGAAAGUUUGGAUUUCCAAACGUUUACCGUGGUUAGGAGGUGCUCGCCAUGCUGCAACCCAAGAGAACUAAAAAAACGCUACUAAGGGCAAUAAAGUUGAGUUUGGUCAGUUCGGACUCCAAGCUCAAACGGCAGCCUGGGUUACCUCGCGUCAAAUCGAGGCCGCUCGAAUCGCGAUUACUCGUCGCAUGGGACGGGAAGGCCAAGUCAUCAUUCGCAUUUUCCCGCACCUUUCCAAAACCGCCAAACCAAUCGGAGUUCGUAUGGGUAAAGGGAAAGGGAGCCCCGAGAAGUGGGUCGCGGUCGUGCGGAAGUACGCCGUCAUGUUUGAAGUGCUCGGAGUUGACCCUGAGAUCGCUUUGGCGGCUCUUAGGUUAGGCGGUCACAAACUGCCGGUAAAGUGAAAAAUUUUGACCCGUCAAACUGGCGC
This is a messenger RNA of Centruroides sculpturatus (bark scorpion), 1534 nucleotides long. Its product is annotated as 30S ribosomal protein S3-like. Gene Ontology annotation, cellular component: ribosome; cytosolic small ribosomal subunit. NCBI's taxonomy places the organism in Eukaryota, Metazoa, Arthropoda, Arachnida, Scorpiones, Buthidae. Gene Ontology annotation, molecular function: structural constituent of ribosome; rRNA binding. The transcript has 2 exons. Gene Ontology annotation, biological process: translation. The record is from RefSeq and is a predicted model, not a curated record.